AUGAGAUUUUGGUUCAUUUUAGCUUUUCCUCUGUUGCUCACGGCAAACGCAACGAAUGGAACGAAAAGUACCGAUGGCAAAUCAUUUGUCUGCAACCAGUACAACGGACAUAACGCUGAAACAAACCAAGCAAUCAAGAAAAUCGACAAAAAACUGGAUCAGAUAAUUGAAAUGCUACAGCCUUCUCCUAAUACCGGUAAGAAAUUCUUUGAACAGCGUUUUGUGAUGAAUUCAUUAUGAAAUAGUUCGAGACUUCAGGAGUGAUUAACCUGAAUGCAAACCAUGAAAAAAUAUCUCAUAUCUCAAAGUGUUUCUUACAGAAUGGUGUGGAAAGUCUUCUUUUUACAAAUAACACGCUUCAUAUUCUUUUAUUUUUGGUCCCACAGCCUCAACGUGCAAGGAAAUCUACACCAAGAACUUGUAAGUAUAUACGUCUACAAACAGUUAUAACAAAGACUUCCAAAAAAAACGAAUUGGUUCCAGAAUAAAUGUUCGUAUCGGUAAAUUUAUGUAACUAAGGUAAAGGCAAUCUAAAGAAUGCUUAAAUUCUAUGGAAAAUUGUUAUUGUGGGUUUCAUUUGAAGUAGGCAAAUAUUGCAGCGCUAAAAGCCCUUAAAACACUAAACCUUGAACUGAUUUAGAUUUGAUCUUAAAAAAAGACUGGCUUUUAAGGCCACCAACGGAAAACACAGAGAACUGCUUCUGAAUAUUCUUCAGUAUUUUUGAAAAUAAAAAGAGAUAAUUGGUGUCCUAAUGAUUACAAAUAAACUAAAAUACCGAUAAGAAAAUGGUAAGAAAAUAAUAAGAAUUAAAAAGAAUCAAAAUUAAAUAGAAAACUAAGACAAUUUACUAAACACUCAAGCUGGAAGGAUAGUUAAUGAAUCAAUAACUUGAGAGGAUUGAACAGUAAUGAUAUAUAUGAUAUAUAUGGUGGUAAAGAAGAGUCCUUCUUAUCGACAAAGUCAGUAAUAACAACACUACUCGAUAUUUUUAUAAGAUUAUUCAAUUUCGACCAAACAUUGCUUAUCUGAUAAGACAGAUUUCUUUAACGAGAAUUCUGAUUUUCCAUGGCGUCCUAACUUUAACAGAAACAAACAAACAAACUGGGAGUAAUCAAUAAAGUGGUAUGUUUUAACAGGUCCAGUGAAAAUAAAGCGUAUUUGCUUGAUGUUGGAUCUGCAAAGAUUCCCGUAUACUGUCACAUGACCAAGCAUGGGCUUGAU
This is a messenger RNA of Porites evermanni, 1222 nucleotides long. The record is from the annotation of a GenBank genome assembly. Lineage: Eukaryota; Metazoa; Cnidaria; Anthozoa; Scleractinia; Poritidae.